Molecule: messenger RNA, 2187 nt
Organism: Coffea arabica (coffee)
Lineage: Eukaryota; Viridiplantae; Streptophyta; Magnoliopsida; Gentianales; Rubiaceae
Source: RefSeq, a predicted model, not a curated record
AUGUGGGGACUUCGCUCAUCGACAUUAGGAAACAUUUUUCUCCUACUCUCAGUUGCCAUGAACUUUUCAGUAAGCCAUGUUUCAUCUGCUAAACAAUUUCAAAAUGAGACCGAUCGCCUGGCUCUGCUUGAAUUCAAGGAUCAGAUAUAUGAUGACCCGUUUGGAGCGCUGAAAUCCUGGAACCAUUCACAGCACCAUUGCCGGUGGGAAGGAGUCACUUGUGGUACUCAACACCAAAGGGUCAUAGCCUUGACUCUGAGGAGUAAGCAGUUGUCUGGAACCAUAUCUCCUCAUGUCGGAAAUCUGAGCUUCAUGAGGUCCAUCCAACUUGGGGACAAUCAAUUCCAUGGUGAGAUUCCCCAAGAGUUCGGUCGCCUCUUCAGGCUGAGAGUCUUGAACCUGUCAAGUAACACAAUCAGUGGAAAAAUCCCAGCAAACUUGAGCUACAGCGCAGAGAUGAUAAAUAUUAGCCUAACGGGGAACAAUCUAGAAGGGAAAAUCCCGAUCGAUCAGCUGAGCAAUUUGAAGAAGCUUGAAAUUUUUUAUCUUGGCCAGAACAAUUUGACAGGAGAGAUUCCCUCUUCCAUUGGGAACCUAUCUUCAUUGAUCAGAAUUGGUCUCCAGUACAACAAUCUGGAGGGAAAUUUGCCCAUGGAGAUGGGGCUCUUCAAAAGGUUGAAGUAUAUAGGACUUCAUGGAAAUAAACUAUCUGGUAUAAUCCCUGCCUCCAUCUUUAAUAGUUCAGACAUUACUUCCAUUUCAGUAACAGACAAUUACUUUCACGGCAAUCUCCCAAUUAACAUGGGUCUCACCCUACCAAAUCUGGGAGAAUUAUUUCUUGGGAUAAAUGAGUUCUCUGGAAACUUUCCCACUUCAAUCACCAAUGCUUCUGGGCUUGAGGAACUUGAUCUUUCCAGCAAUAAGUUCGCAGGCCAAGUUCCGGCUAAUUUAGGAGAUCUGACAAAUCUUCAAAGAUUAAAUCUUGAAAGAAACCUCUUCGGCGGUAAUUCAACUGGAGACUUAGAUUUUAUUGCAUCAUUGACCAACUGCAGUGAUCUAAGCCUUUUUUCAUUGAGUACCAACAAUUUUGGAGGUAAUAUACCUAAAGUCAUGGCCAAUCUCUCAAAUCAACUCACUACAUUGUACUUGGGAGGAAACCAACUGUCAGGAACCAUUCCACAAGGAUUUGGAAACUUUGUCAACCUAAUUCGACUUAGCCUUGAAUUGAACUAUCUUUCAGGGGUCAUUCCAAGAGAUUUUGGCAAAUUACAAAAUUUGCAAUUUGUGCGUCUAGACAAUAAUCAAUUUUCAGGACAGAUAGUAUCUACCCUAUGUAAUGCUACCGCUCUAUACUAUCUGGACUUAUCAUUUAACCAGUUUGAAGGGGGCAAUAUAUUUGACAAUGUUCUUAUGAACUGUCAAAAUUUGCAAUAUCUAGAUAUAUCUCAAAACAACUUCACUGGAAUUAUAUCACCACAUUUUCUGCAGACGCACUCAUCACUGAUUUACAUGAAAAUAGGUGAGAAUUCGUUUAGUGGUUCUCUGCCUCCGGAAGUUGGAAAGCUUAUACAUUUGGUGGAUUUCAAUGUUUCCCACAACCAACUUGCUGGAGGUAUGCCCAUAUCACUUGCUGACUGUGCAGAUCUGGCGACUCUUUUUAUGCAAUCCAAUUUUUUCCAAGGAACAAUUCCACCAAAUUUGGCUUCUUGGAAGAGCAUCCAGAAAUUAGACCUUUCAAGUAAUAACUUGUCUGGUCCAAUACCCAAAGAACUUGAGAAGCUUCAGUUUUUGAGCUACUUAAAUCUUUCCUACAACGACAUGGAGGGCGAGAUACCAAACAUAGGAGUUUUCAGGAAUGAAAGUCAAAUAUCACUGACUGGCAACAACAAACUCUGUGGAGGCAUUCCAGAAUUGGAGUUCCCACCUUGCCCAGUGAUUAAGGGGAAAACUAGAGGAAAGCUGAAGGUUAUCAUAUUGCUGUCCAUUGUUUUACCAGCAGCGCUUCUGGUUCUCGGUGCAUUGUUGUUAUAUUUCUUGGUAUAUCGAAAAAGAGAAAGAAGAAUGGUGGCCGGAUUCUCUAGCAUGCCCACAAGAAUCGAUGAGCUCUUACGGGUUUCUUACCAUGAACUUCUUCGUGCAACUUCAGGAUUUUCUUCAGAAAACUUAAUUGGUUCAGGAAAUUUCUGA